AUGAAAAUGCUCUUUUUAAUGAAAGGCUCUUAUUUAUUUCAAAUUAAUAUGAUAAUUUCACGGUGUUAUUCAAAAAAAACUAGAGCAGAAAAAGCGAAAGCUAAAGCUUUCUCUAAAGCAGCAACUAGAGCAGAAAAAGCGAAAGCUAAAGCUAAAGCUAGAGAAGAAGAAAUUGCUCAAGCUGAAGAAUAUGUAGACAAUGUUGUGAAACAACUAUCCCAGGAAAAACCUAACCCUGUACUGGAUCCUUUUAGGGAAAGCAGCGCUCCUGUCAUCGAGCUUGAUAAUACAGUAAGAGAACGCGAUGAUCAAGAGAUCAGUAAAAAAAUGAUAGAAUCUCAAAACCAAACUGUAUUUGAGGAGUGGGAAUCAAAAACUAGGAGGUAUAACUCCUAA
This is a messenger RNA of Zea mays, 396 nucleotides long. The record is from the annotation of a RefSeq genome assembly. NCBI's taxonomy places the organism in Eukaryota, Viridiplantae, Streptophyta, Magnoliopsida, Poales, Poaceae.